Lucilia sericata (common green bottle fly) is the source of this 2754-nucleotide messenger RNA. RefSeq names its product arylphorin subunit A4-like. The transcript has 2 exons. NCBI's taxonomy places the organism in Eukaryota, Metazoa, Arthropoda, Insecta, Diptera, Calliphoridae. Bases 345 to 2663 code for a protein of 772 amino acids. The record is from RefSeq and is a predicted model, not a curated record.
AUAGCAGUUGUCGAUAAGUAAAAAUAAAAAAGUUACGAUUCCUUGCAUUCUCAUUUGCCAAGAAUUCUAAUAAUUUUGAGAACUUCGGCAAAUCUGAUAACCUUUAAACUGUAUCAAUUUUAUGUUCAGACAUUACACAUAACAUCAUCAUUGAUGGUUUUCAAGUGGUAAACAGGUGCAAUGAUUUCUAAAAUAUAUACAGAACAAAUACUCCACUGAUAAACUUAUUCUGAAAACGAAUAAAGUAAAAUGUAUAAAACCACAAAGAAUUUUUCAAUAAACAGCAGUCGUUAGGCUUUGGACCUCGCUGCGGCAUUUCUAGUUUAAUAUUGAAAAACAAAAUAAUGAAAAUUUUUAUUGUUUUAUUGGCCAUUGUUGGCUUGGUGACCUGUUCUAGCGUGGUCGACAAGAAGUUCCGAAUUGCUGAUAAGGAGUUCUUGGCUAAACAAAAGUUCCUUUUUGAAAUAGUUUAUCGUAUUGAAGAUCCCUUAAUGUUUGAGGAAUGGAUAAAGAUGGGAAAGUCUUUCGUUUUCGACAAAUCUGGCUACACUCACUAUGGCGUUUAUAUGGAGAAAUUCUAUGAAGCGUACAAAUAUAAUGCCCUCUUACCCAAAGGGGAAUUCUUUGGUGCCCUGGUAAAGACCCACCUUAAGCAAGCUUAUGGUUUGUUUGAAUUCUUCUACUACGCCAAAAACUGGGAAGUUUUCCAGAGCAACGUUGCCUGGGCUCGCAUGCACUGCAACGAGGGCAUGUUUAUCUAUGCUUUAACUUUAGCCGUUAUUCACCGUAACGAUUUUCAGGGCUUGAUUUUGCCAUCAAUACAUGAAAUUUUUCCACAAUAUUUCUUCAACAACAAAUUUAUUUACGCAGCUGAAAAAUUCGACUACCAAGUCUGGAGUAAAUAUAUCAUGUAUGAAAAGGAAUACAAGGAUAUUCUCUAUAAGGAAUACGCUAAUCAUGACAACCAAUACUAUUUCCUCACAAAGAACUGGAAGAUGUGGCAGUGGUGGAAAAUGAUGGGUUUGGGCGAACACUGGUACUCUGAGGACCACUUUAUGUUGCGCGAAAAUAUUAGUGAAUACUAUAGGGAUCCAAAAUUCUUAGAAAUUUGCAAAAGUACCAACAUAUUCUUCAUGCCGGUUGAUUAUACUCGUGAUAUUGAAUUUUUUAACAAAGAAUCAGCUUUGUCUUACUUUACCGAAGAUGUUGGUUUGAACGCUUAUUGGUACUACCUUAACAUGGACUACGCUUUCUUCUUAGAUGGCAAAACAUACGGUUUGAACAAGGAUCGUCGAGGUGAAUACUGGUUAUACAAUGUUCGUCAAAUUUUGUCUCGUUACUACAUGGAACGUUUGUCUCACGGUUUUGGUGAAAUUCCCGAAUUUUCCUACUUCAACAUCAUCGAGUACGGUUACAAACCUCAACUGGUUUACCACAAUGGUGUUGGUUACUCUUACCGCAAGAACUACUACGAAGUUGAAAGCUACGGAAAAUUCGACUACUACUACAAGGUUAUGGACUUUUUCAACCGUUUGGAUGAAAUCAUCACCAAGGGCGUAUAUGUCACCUACGAAGGCAAGACCAUCGAUUUGCGCAAACCCGAAUCCAUUGAAUAUAUUGGCAGCAUUAUGCAGGGUAACGUUGAUGCUUUUGACGAAUACUUCUUCAAAUACUGGUACAUGUUUGCCCAUAUGUAUUUCGGUGAUGUGAACACUAAGGAUUUCGAAGUCUUACCCCACGUUUUCUUGAACUACGAAACCGUGAUGCGUGAUCCUCUGUUCUACAUGUUCUACAAGAAGAUCGCUUCCGUCUACUACCAAUUCUUCUACUAUGUCAAACCCUACACUCACGAAGAAUUGUUGUUCCCUGGCGUCACCAUCAAGGACGUUAAAGUCAGUGAAUUGGUUACCUACUUUGAUUUGGUGGACUUUGAUGUUACAAAUUUGCUGAAUGAUGAAAUCACUUUCGUUGAUGGAAAAUUUGUUUGGGAUAAGACUUUGUUGGCUCGUCAAAUGCGCCUCAACCACAAGCCUUUCGACUUUGAAUUUACCGUUGAAUCCGACAAGGAACAAAAAGUUGUUAUCCGUUCCUAUUUGGCUCCCAAAUAUGAUGAAUUUGGUCGUGUUAUAACAUUGGCAGAAAACCGUGAAAAUGUCAUGGAAAUUGAUAGCUUCAUAUAUACCCUUAAGUCGGGUAUUAAUAAAAUAAUGCGCAUGUCUAGAGAAUGCUACUGGACUAUUGAAGAUCGCACCACCUACACCGAAAUGUAUAAAUAUGUAAUGCUUGCACUUGAUGAUAAAUACCAAUUCCCCUUAUACAUUAGCGAACCACACUGUGGUUUUCCUGAUCGCUUGAUCCUGCCACGUGGUUGGUACAAGGGUAUGCCUAUGCAACUCUUUUUCUACAUUUCACCUUUCACCGCUGACUAUGAACCCUAUUCCACUUACGACUACACUUACUCUUGCGGUAUUGGCUCUGGUGUUCGUCACAUCGAUGAGAGGCCCUUUGGCUAUCCCUUCGAUCGUGAAAUCGAUGAAUACGAAUUCUUUGUUCCCAAUAUGUACUUCAAGGAUGUUAAGAUCUAUCAUAAAGAGAUAUUUGAAAAAUAUUUCGAACAUAGAUAUGAAAAUUUCGGCCAUUUUGAUCAUGAAUACUUCCAUUAGUUAUUAGUUAAGGAAAAAUAUUAUGAAUAUAUAUUAAUUUAUUGUAAUUACUUCUUAAGUUAAUAAAUAUUAUAUCCAAAAAUUUACGAAA